Messenger RNA from Apis mellifera (honey bee), 5822 nucleotides. It is a transcript of the gene nolo, whose product is annotated as protein madd-4. The record is from RefSeq and is a predicted model, not a curated record. Gene Ontology annotation, molecular function: metalloendopeptidase activity. The coding region runs from base 598 to 5319 and encodes 1573 amino acids. NCBI's taxonomy places the organism in Eukaryota, Metazoa, Arthropoda, Insecta, Hymenoptera, Apidae. The transcript is spliced from 25 exons. Gene Ontology annotation, cellular component: extracellular matrix. Gene Ontology annotation, biological process: extracellular matrix organization.
UUAAGGCCGACACUCGUGCGGCGCACUUCGGCCCGACGACAUCGGCCAGGAUCGUAGACACGUGCGUGUGCGUUAACCCUUUCGUAUCAUCCCCUCGUUAGAUCGUCCAAGAUCGAUGAGAUCCAUUCGUGCCGUGUAACGUAACGCGUCCGUGUUAUAAGUUAUUAUAUUAUGAUAUUUCUAAAUCGUCGUGUAAUUUAGUUCGUUUUUUUUUUUGCACGUACAACAGUUUGUUACGGUUGAAUUUAUUUUCGCGAUCGCGAUCGUGGCAACAAAGUCGCAAGAGCGAAUUUAUCGUCACGUGGAUAGUCGAUUUUUGUGGCGAUGUGUAAACCGCACCGCGAAGAAGGGUGAGAAACAAGUGUGAUAUAUGUAAUUGUAAAGUGAGACACUGCGGUGUGAUCUGUCCUUGGAGAAGGGUUGAACCGAUUCCUCGAUGCGCCCUUCCUUGGAGGGCGCAGCCUGUACGCGGUGGCAAGUCGAAGAUCUUUGACGAUAGCUCGCACGCAAUAGAAUUUGGAGCACGUAGAAACGGGAUAUCUUCUCUAGAAAUCGGAAGACGGACGAAGAAUUUGCCGAUCGACGACCGAAAGGAUCAUGAAGAAAUCUUACUUUAUCUUCGUGUUCUGUCUUCAGAUAUGCCUGCUGGGCUUCGUGGUCAGCGACAACAGUACGAUCGGCGACUCCAUCAUCGAGGAUGUUUCGGAGGUCUCGGAAACUAACCUCGACGCAGACUCGGGAGACCAGAGCGUCACGUGGGGCGAAUGGUCACCAUGGUCCAAAUGGUCCAGUUGUUCAAGGAGCUGCGGGGGAGGGAUUUCUCGACAGCAGAGGCGCUGCAGAAGAAAACCGUGCAAAGGUAGAUCGUGGAACACGAAAUAUAAAAUCUGUAAUCCUGAGCCCUGCGAAAAUCCGAGCGAUUUCCGGUCAGAGCAAUGCGCCGCGUUCGACGAUGUGCCAUACAGCGGACAAUUGCUGAAAUGGUAUCCACAUUACGAUCCUAGCAGGCCGUGCGCUUUGAUCUGUCGUGGCGAGCAAUCGGUGGAGAACACGGGGAAUCGGCUCAGGCAGGAAACGUCCGUCGAAAAGACACUUCCGCACGACGCCACUGACGCUUUGCAGCUCGACAGCGAGGAAACAAUCGUGGUUCAACUCGCGGACAAAGUCGAGGAUGGCACCAAAUGCUACACCGAUAGCAUGGACGUUUGCAUCAAUGGUGAAUGCAUGAAAGUCGGGUGCGACCUGCGAGUGGGCAGCAACAAGAACACGGAUCCCUGCGGAGUGUGCGGAGGAAACGGAUCGAGCUGCCAGUCGCGAUACUCGUGGAGUUUGGAAUCGAUAUCCGCCUGCUCGAAAUCAUGCGGGGGAGGCUUCAAGAUUGCUAUGGCUGUGUGCAAGGCUAUCGGCCCAGACGAGAGCGUGGUAGACGACAGCUAUUGCGAUCCCGACAACAGGCCAGAGAAGACCCUGAUGCCGUGCAACACGCACCCCUGCACCGCAAAAUGGGUAGCCGGCGAGUGGAGCAUGUGCAGCGCUAGCUGCGGGGGUGGAUCGAGGACCAGAACUAUUUUCUGUACGGAGGAGAACGGCAAUGAGACUACGAAGUUACCCGACCACAAGUGCAGCAACUCGCGCAAGCCUCAUAACCAAGAAACUUGCAACCCCAUCUCGUGUCCCAUGUGGGAGACCAAUAAAUGGAGCGAGUGCUCCAAGACUUGCGGUACCGGAAUCAGGACGAGGACAAUCGAAUGCAGGGACGCUAUUGGGUCGAUUUCAAAAGACUGCGAUCUCGCUGAACGACCGCACACCGAGCAGGAGUGUAAAACAAAUAUCCCCUGCCCGAUAUAUGGCGAGGAAAUGACGCAGCCGUUGAUGCAACCGUACCCACCUCCACCUGUGUCAGAAAAAUUGAUCGACCAACCGAUACCCUCGGAAUCCACGUUCAUCGCGGAGGAAUGGUCAUCGUGCAGCGUCACGUGCGGCGAAGGGAUCAGGCAUCGCGAAGUCCGUUGCAAGAUAUACCUCGAGUUCAGUCGAACGAUCGCCGAUCUGCCGGAUCGACAGUGCUCGGGGCCGAAACCGAUCGAGAAGGAGAAAUGCGUGAUGGCGCCGUGCAAUGUGAUUGAAAACAGUCUCAGCUACGGGAUCGACACUGUCGACGACAGUGGAUACGCGGAGCCAAGCCUGGCUGACACUUACAGAUCAUCCUCGAGCGGUUCGAGCGGGAGUGGUUACGAUGGUGGGAUUAAGGUCGCUCCGGGAAGCGACGUGCAGACCACAUACUCGUGGAAGGAAGCUGGUUACACGCCUUGCAGCGCGACUUGUCUCGGAGGUUCUCAGGAGCUGAUAGUCAAUUGCGUGCGAGACGACACCGGAAAGACCGUCAUGCCUUUUCUUUGUUCCGCUGAAACGAAACCGGAAGUUAGGAUAAGAGUUUGCAACGACCAUCCUUGUCCACCUAGAUGGAAUUUUAGUGAAUUUUCACCGUGCAUGAGUCCAUGCGGAAUCGGCAUACAGACGCGUGAUGUUACGUGCAUACACGAGGUGAUACGCGGCACAGGUAAGAUGGUUCCAGUGCCAAACCAUAUGUGCCCGCAGCCACAGCCAGCGGACAGACAAUACUGUAAUGUAUGGGAUUGUCCGGUUAAAUGGAAUACCGGCAAAUGGGGCAAGUGCUCGAAAACUUGUGGAGGAGGUGUGAAGAAACGAAAAGUGAGUUGCGAACAAAUAAUGGCUCAGGGGCGUAAACAAAAUCGAAAGGAUAACGAAUGCCCGUCUCAAAAGCCAGCCUCGGAGAAGCCUUGCAACACCAGAGCAUGUCACGAUAUGGAUGCAGGUUCCCUGCCCAUAAUUACCAGUCAAAAUACAACAUAUAACCAGACAGACAUGAACGCGAAGGUAGAUUUAAAGAUCGGCGGUAUUGCGAAGAUUUUUCAAGGCACGUCCUCUAUAAAAAUUCGUUGCCCCGUGAGGAAAUUUGACAAAGCACAGAUCACGUGGACCAAAGAUAAUAAAGAAUUAAGGAAAUCGAGGAAAUAUAAAAUUAGCAGGAAGGGGGCGUUAAAGAUAAACGACAUAACAUCCUCGGAUGCUGGUGUUUACGCGUGUAUAGCCGGAAAUUCUCAUGCGGAGACACAAUUGAUAGUGAAAUUUCGUUCAAAGGAACAGAUAAGUAGCGAGGAGUAUUUACGAUUAAGCAAUUCCGUCCAUCGACAACGAAAUGCAAAUUUGGACUCGGCGCCUGCUAAUUCAGGCGAAAGUCUCUACACUGAUCCAGCAGUUGAUUUUCUAAUAGCCGCGUACGGAAACCGUUUUGUUCCCAUCGACAGCGAAGAUUUAAGUCAUGAACGAGCAGUCCCUAGUAAUCCUACGAGAAAGCCACAUCAGAAAAAACAGAAAACUAGCCCAACGCCGCCGGAUUCUACGAUGAUGCACAAAGAACACGUUGUAACAUCGUUGAAUCAGCCAGGGUACCACGAAUCCGUGGAAUCGACUGCACCCUCGAGAUCAAGUGCCUCUACUCUUAUACCGCACUUAACUUAUUUUAUAUCAACAUUAAAGGAAUAUUGGCCAUUCCAAAGUGACAGUUCUGCGGGAAGAUCUCACAGGACAGCCCCAGUGACAUACAUCGAUGAUGCAAAGAAAGAAGCGACAAACUUUGCGACAAAACGUACAAUGCCCGACAAAAAUUCCGAUUUGAGAUACAAAAAUAUGAAAGAUAAUUUGGACACGUUAUAUAGAAACACCGCGAUUCCUGACGAAACUUUUGGACCGGAUGAAGAAAGAAUAUUCAUCGACGUCGAUCCAUAUGAUUUAGACGAAUCCAUAUUUGGAUUGCAACACAACGAUCCGGUGAAAAUCACUCCUGUUGUGAUUAAAGAUCGUUUAGUCACGCCUGCGAAAUCUGAUGUAGAUUAUGUUGAAGAAUCUUUGAAAAAUGUCAAAAGACAAUGGCACGAUAAAACAGACGUUAAAAAUCAUUGGAGUUCCACGCCUAAAAAUCAAAAUAAAGAAUCUAUAAAUCUGGCAACCAGUUCGGAGAAUAUUGGUUUGGAGAUGUAUUAUGUUCCAGAUUCAAAUAUCAAACAUAAUGUAGAGAAAUUCGAAGAAUCUCACGAUAAAAAUCAAUCUGAUCGAAAAAAUUAUGAUAGUAUUUUUGAAAGCGGACACGCUUCUUCUACGAUUUCGCUUAAAGAAACGGAUAUAAUUUCGAAAAAACCGGAUAUUGAUGACGAGGAAAUGAAAGUUUUAAAUAGAACGGAAGAAUAUGGAUAUAUUUUUGAGGAAGAAAUGAAGAAACGAAAAGUUCAUGUUGAAAAUGACACGGAUAAAGAUAGUAUUACUCGAGAAACGACGACCAGAGAUUUGGAAGAUGAUUUGAUCGAUUUGGCGCGAAUGGAAGAUCGAGAACCCGUAAAAAUUGAAAAAAAUAUAAAGAAUUUGUCGCGAAAUCAAGAAGAUCGUAACAAUUCGUCCGAAGAUGUGAAUAAUGAAGAAAUACAAAAAACUAAUAAAUCUUUGGAUACCACGACUAUAGCUUUUAUUGAACCAAAUGUUACCACCGAUUCUACGAUUCCAUCUCUUAGUGUCCUAGAUACUACGGAAGAUCUAGUUUUCGAGUGGAUAACGACAGAUUGGUCAAAGUGUUCCCAAACAUGUGGAGGAAGCGGAUUUCAAAUGCGAGGAGCUCAGUGUACAGUUCGUGCGGCAAAAAUGAUUGGGAACACAACUCGUACAUCACCACGAACAGUAAUAGGAGCGACAUUGUGCGAAGAUGCUGGACAUCCGGUACCUCAAAAAGUCAGACCUUGCGGAUUUGGUAAAUGUCCUCAAUGGCACACAACUGAAUGGACUUCGUGUGAAACAUCCAGAUGUUUUAAUUGGAAAACUGCGAUGCAAAGACGUGACGUUACUUGUCGCUUGAUCGAGGACGUGGAAAAUGGACAACAAAACAUUACCUUACUCGAUCCUAACAAAUGUGAUGACACUAUAAGGCCUCUUCAAAGGCAAGAAUGUUAUAAUGACGCCUGCAAAGGUGUCUGGAGAGUUGGAGAAUGGUCAGAGUGUACAGCAUCAUGCGAAGAAGACGGUAUCAAAUAUAGAAUCUUACAAUGUGUUUGGUAUGGUACCAAGAAACCAGCUGGUAAUGCGUGCAGAGAUAUUCCACGACCUCCGGUGAUGAAGACAUGUAGAGGUCCACCAUGUCCUCAAACACCUGAUGAGUGUAAAGAUCAUUCACAACUCUGUGGCAGAGUGAAAACAAUGAAUAUGUGCAGGGUGCCUCUUUAUCAGAAGCAAUGCUGCCAAUCAUGUCAUUAGGCCCAAAUAAUCGAUAGCAAUUAUUGAUAUGGAAAAGAAAUGCUCUAGAUAAAAAUUGAUAAUGAGAGGUGCGCGCGAGAAGAAUGUCACAAUGAAGACAACAAGACAAAGAUUAUCUUCGCGAAAACGUUUACUAAAACGUUUCGUGUAAUUUAUUGUUGCUUGCUUGUUGAAAGAAUGUAAGAAUAAAAAAUUACAUUUGAAUCUACGAACAUAUGCAGCUACAAAAUAUGUAAGAAAUAUUGAAGAAAUAGUAUCGACCAAAUUACUUCCGCUAAUGAUAAUUGUUCCCAUCCUUUUUCCAUACCCUUAAAGUCUGAACAUCAGAUUGCACCCGUUAAAAAUCUAAUUCCUAAUUAUGUACUAAAUCUAUAAUUUGCGGACAUGUAUCAUGUGUAGUUGGACACGAUUCUUAAUUGCGCACGCUCAAUCCUCUAAGAAGAACUAGAAAAUCUUGGCAUUCAUCAAAAUUAAUAUUAAAAAAUUAUAUUGUUGAAAUUAAA